Messenger RNA from Cotesia glomerata, 1165 nucleotides. Its product is annotated as mitochondrial 2-oxodicarboxylate carrier. Bases 260 to 1165 code for a protein of 301 amino acids. The record is from RefSeq and is a predicted model, not a curated record. The transcript is spliced from 6 exons. NCBI's taxonomy places the organism in Eukaryota, Metazoa, Arthropoda, Insecta, Hymenoptera, Braconidae.
GUACAUGAAUAGCGAAGUAAAUUUGUCUGUUAUCAGAGCCUUGAAAUAAGUCGAGCGAAAAUUAGACGGGAAGGAGUAAAUCUCUUUUAGAAGGUCGGACUUGAACGUUUUUUUUGUUACUAAAAUAUCUCGUGCGUUUUACAGUAUGUCGCGAUCGUAAGUUUAGAUAUUAUAUAUGCUCUAGCAUUAACUUCAAUUUUUCCAUACUUUUUUACACUUAGAUAAUUUAAUAUUUUUCUAAUAAAUAUUAGUUGUAAAAAUGGGCGAAGAAAAGCCGAUGGGUUUAAUAAAACAAGCUGUGAUUCAAAUCGGAGCUGGUGGAUCAGCUGGCUUUGUUGAAGUUUGUGCGAUGCAUCCGAUGGAUAUUAUUAAAACGCGGUUGCAAUUGCAAGUUAAGACUGCUGAAGUUAAUCCUUUGUACUAUACAGGUAUCCGUGAUUGUAUGAAAAAAAUGUAUCACAAUGAAGGUCUAGGUGCAUUUUGGAAGGGAAUUUUACCACCAAUUAUUGCCGAAACUCCUAAAAGAGCUUUAAAAUUUUUUACCUUUGAACAGUACAAACAAUUAUUUACUUCAGGUUCGGAUUUACCAAUUCCUGUGAUUCUAGCAUUAGCGGGUUUUUGUGCUGGAAUAACAGAAGGCUUAGUAGUAAAUCCAUUCGAGGUGGUAAAAGUCCACUUGCAGUCAAACCGCUCUCAAAUGAAGCUCUGUCCCAGUACCUUAGCGGUCACUAGAAAAAUAGUCCAGGAGAGCGGUCUGGGUCUGACGGGACUUAACCGCGGACUCUCUGCUACAGCGCUACGAAAUGGGAUUUUUAAUUGUUGCUACUUCGGGUUCUAUCACUCGGCUAAAGGGUAUAUUCCUGUUAAUGAAGAUCCUUGGAUUGAGUUCCUCACAAAGGUAGGAUUAGGUUUCACAGCUGGCACAUUAGCAUCUUGUAUGAAUAUUCCGUUCGACGUCGCCAAAAGCCGAAUUCAAGGUCCUCAAAAUAAAAUCGCGUAUAAAGGAACUUUUAAAACCUUGAGAAUUGUUUAUCAACAAGAAGGAUUUGCAGCACUGUACAAAGGACUGGUACCUAAAAUACUAAGACUGGGACCUGGAGGAGCCAUAAUGCUCAUAGUUUACGAGUACAUGCAUUCCUUCUUGACGGAAAAACUCAAAAGCUGA